Messenger RNA from Paramecium primaurelia, 1150 nucleotides. NCBI's taxonomy places the organism in Eukaryota, Ciliophora, Oligohymenophorea, Peniculida, Parameciidae. The record is from the annotation of a GenBank genome assembly.
AUGAUUACAAACAUUUUCAACUAACCUGAAAUAAGCAAAACAAUAAUUUCAAAUCUUAAUACAAAGGAUUUAGCUAAUUUGAGUAGAUGUAAUAAAUAUUUCAAAUAAUAAUUGAAUUUUAUUUUGAAAAAACAUUUAGAAUAAAGAUUAGUGCACUUUUUAAAUGUAUUUAAUAUUUUAUAAAACCAUCUAGAGUCUAAGGGAUAUAUAUAAUUUUAGAAAAAAAACUAUACCUAUGUUGCCUAAAGAUUUAUAUAAAGUACCAAAAAAUAUGGAAAUAAAAAUUAAGGAUUAAGGUGUUUAAAUUAUCAAAAUUUAAUUAAAAGAUCUUCCAAAACAAUUUCUUACUUUAAAUUGGCAAUCUGUUAAUAUUAAUUCUAUACUGCCUGAAGAUAGUAAAUUAAGUACAUAAGAUAAUAAAGCAUUUAAAUAUAAUGAGAAUUAUAUUAUUAUAAAUAGAUCUCUAAUUGAUUAAGGAUUAAAUUAUGAAUUCUUAGAAAUAAAUGAAGAUUGUUCAAAAGAAAUAUUAGAAAAGAUAGCUUAAUCAUCUGAAUUUGCUAAUUAUUAAUUAAAUGAUAUGCAAAGUAUAUUAAGUAGACAAAAAGAAAUACUUGAAAGAGUUCAUUAGAAUAAGUAAAAAGUUAUAAAGCAAAAACAAUAAUAAGAACCAAAUUUAUAAUAAUUAGAUAAUGUUUAAAAAUUUGCAAUUAUCUUGUGUCAUGGAGGAUAUUUUUGUUUAGGAGUCUUUGACAAUACAGGAUGUAUAUAUCAUAAAAGUGAUCAUCGCUAUGUUGUAAGAGGAAAGGCAGGAGGCCGAUAAUUAAACAAGGAUUCACAUUCUGGAUCUAAUAUUAAAUCAAUAGGAUCUCAAAUAAGAAGAGCUUAAGAGAAAAAACAUUAAGAAAAGGUGAAUAGUAUUCUAAAUGAAUCAUUACCAAUUCUACAAGCUUGCUAAAUUCUAUUUCUUUAAGCUCCAGGAAUAAAUUAAUAAUUAUUGAUUCAAAAUGAAGAACCAUUAUUUUUACUUAAAGAUAAAAUAAGAUCUAUCUGUUUAACAGCCAAAAAGGCAAAUUAUACAGAAGUGGAAAGAGUUUAUAAGUCAAUAACAAGUGUUUAUUUAAUUUAAAAGGAAGAAUCCUUUUUCUUUUGA